Messenger RNA from Branchiostoma belcheri (Belcher's lancelet), 858 nucleotides. Its product is annotated as mitochondrial import inner membrane translocase subunit Tim10 B-like. NCBI's taxonomy places the organism in Eukaryota, Metazoa, Chordata, Leptocardii, Amphioxiformes, Branchiostomatidae. The transcript has 3 exons. The coding region runs from base 79 to 633 and encodes 184 amino acids. Gene Ontology annotation, cellular component: mitochondrial intermembrane space chaperone complex. The record is from RefSeq and is a predicted model, not a curated record.
GCUACCGAUCCGCGGUGCAUGACGGGAUGUGUGCGUAACCUUUCACCUUUGACCUGUAGCAGCUGAAGGGCAUGUGAGAUGGAUCCAGCACAAUUUCAGGCAAAUUUACGAAAUUUACGUGACUUCCUGGCAGUGUAUAACAGACUGACAGAACACUGCUUCAGCAGAUGUGUGUCCAACAUGAACUACAGGUACCUCACAAGGGAAGAGGAAGUUUGCCUGGAGGGCUGCUCGGGAAAGUUGAUCAACGCCAACCACAGAAUCAUACAGAAGUUCGCAGAGAUCGGGCCUUAUGCCAAACUGCAGCAGGAACAGGAGAGGGCGGCUGCACAGGCUGCAGCUGAAGCAGCUGCACAAGCAGGUGCAGCAGGUGCAGCAAUGGACAUUCCUACACCCGCAGCUGUUCCAGGUGCCCCACCUGUAAUGCCAGGUGUUGAUUCACAGUUGCCAACAACACCUGGAUCAAACUCAGGUGUAACAGCAACACAGGUGCUAGGUGCAAUGGCGGAACAGCCCGCAGCUGCGUCACCUGUAUCAGGUGCUCCUACUUCAGGUGCAUCGAUAGGAAUACCUGGAAUUGCUGAACCACAGGGACUUGCCACGAAUGUAACACAGCAACAAAGUACAACAUAGUGGAAGCAGCAUUGCUAAGUUUUGUGUGUUCAACUUUUACGCAAUGAAAUCAACUUGUAAAAUUAAAGACAGUUCAAACUUGUUGUCAGUAACUCCAUGACUAACAGGUAAAUGCUUUGCUUUUCAAUGUUCAGUUAAGAUUAAAUGUCUCAUUGCCUCUGAUGUUCACACAACUUCUUGUAAUAUAACUUGUAACUUGUAAUAUCAAAAGACCAUCAAUAUUUG